AUGGGAAAAAAGGCACCGGCAAAUGUCAACAAAAACAAAGAAAAGCGUCAAGCACGGAAGCUUGAACAACGUCGUAUUGCGGAUGGGAUGUCUCAUGUAACUUUAGCUAACAAAAUAAAAGACCUAGCGUCGCUGUGCAAUGAGCUUUUAGUCUACCGGAAUAAAGACCUCGAAGUCGAUAUGUACAUGCAUCGAGUCACUGAACUUGACAAAAAUGUUCUCCAGUGGGCUAUAGACUUGACUGAAAGAAAUAUGAAACAAUUAUAUGCUACAUGUGCUUGGGGUUGGAAUAAGGAGCGCAAAGUGGAGGAGAUGACAGAUGAAAGUGCAUGGUAUUUAAUUGCAAAAGAAAAGAAUGGAACACUUCUAGCCUUUUCCCAUUUCAGAUUUGACAUGGACUUUGGAGAUCCUGUUUUGUACUGUUAUGAGGUUCAAGUAGAGGCCGGUGGUCGUCGCCAAGGACUGGGACAGCGGGUUCUGUCUGUGCUCGAGAAACUUGCGCAUGCCACCCACAUGCGCUAUGUACGUCUUACUGCCCUCACACACAAUCCUUCCGCGUCAGCCUUUUUCAAAGCUUGCGGAUACAGUUUAGACGAAACUAGCCCAUCCAAAGAGGAAGCAGCCCACUACGAGAUCUUGAGCAAAUUGACUGGCGCUCCUCAGGAAGAGACCUUACAGUCUGAAGACAAGUGUCCUCUGAGUGACGGCAUGCGCGCCGUGCAAGUAGACCAAUGA
Messenger RNA from Arctia plantaginis, 735 nucleotides. The record is from the annotation of a GenBank genome assembly. Lineage: Eukaryota; Metazoa; Arthropoda; Insecta; Lepidoptera; Erebidae.